Molecule: messenger RNA, 1379 nt
Organism: Ruditapes philippinarum (Manila clam)
Lineage: Eukaryota; Metazoa; Mollusca; Bivalvia; Venerida; Veneridae
Exons: 9
Coding region: 97-906 (269 amino acids)
Source: RefSeq, a predicted model, not a curated record
GUUGAAUCAUAUGAUGAUAACUAGCGUUCUAGAUUCGUUGAAUAAAUCGAGUAUUUUAGUCGGUUAUAUUUUAAAAGAGAACAUAGGCAGAGAGAAAUGAUGAAUUGUUCACAUAGUCCCGAAGACAUUAAAUGCUUAAAAUUAGGCUUGGUUUUUGUUGUAGCAGUUAUGAGUGUCAUUUGUGCAAUUGGUAUAAUAUGGAUUUGCUGUAUUUUAAAACAAAGACUAGGUGACUUUAAAUGUACUAACCAGAAGCCUUCACAUCAAGCAGAUACACUACAAGAGCAACAGUCCUCGAACGAAGAUUUUAUUCUUGGUUUUGGAUCUGAAAAUUGGCUGAUGAUUAGCUUUUCUCCAAACGGUACAAGAAAUGAAGGAGCGGACGUUAAUGAGGGUACAGACAAUCCUGAAGGACAAAGCAAGACACAUUAUAAAAGAAUAAAAAAGCCAUUAGUAUAUGUCCUACUAAAAGAUGAUAGACUAAAAGAGUGCAUUGAAAAAAUAUUUAAAGGAAUGGAUCUGAUACCAAAGUACUUUCAUUCUGACAAUGAGCCAACAUUUGACGAAAACGAGAAUUAUAAGUUCGACGACGAAUCGACAACAAUCAUUGUAGUCAGACACGGUUCAAUUCGUAUAGACUCAGAUAUAGGAGGAUGUUGCAAUCAUAUUUCAGAUUCGGAUAUCAAACGAACUGUUGUUGUUAUCAUCAAUGAAUAUGGAAGUAAUAAAAAAGGCGAACACGGGGAUAUAAUAAAGCCAAACAGCUACGUAAUUGAUAAUAUACAAGAUCUAAAGAACGUUGUUGUACUCAAUUAUAAGUGUUGCAUGAAGAAAACAAAAUGCAAACACUGUAAAUAUGCUUUGGAUGAAUUGGAGCAGCAUGCAAGGUCACAAAACUACAAAUAAAUGAUGUGUGACACACUAAGGCACUAUUAUCGUAAUGUUAUUUUCAUAUGUCAUGAAAAAGAUCAUUUGUGUUACAAUCCCUUAAUAAAUAAUCAGUAAAUGUUCCCUAUACAGUACAGAUUUUUUUAUGAACCUGAACUCCUAUAUGUGACCUUGACCUUAGCCGAUGGGAUCCGAAUUUUGGGCGUGACACUCCACCUCUCAAUGUUGAACAUUUGUGCCAAGAUAAAUUUAACUCCCUCUAUGUCUAUAUAAGGUUUGGCUGGACAAGCAUUUUCAAAUGACCUCUAAGUAUGACCUUGACCUUCUACAUAAAACCCUUGUUUAUGCCGAAAGCACGUUUUCUUAUAGUGUUGAACAUUUAUGUAAAGUUUCAUUAAAAUCCCUCCAUAUGUGUAGGAGAUAUUUUUUCAGACAAAAAUUGACGCCGCUCGCCCGCCCGCCAGGCGUUCCUAUAAGUUAUUUAUUUUCUA